Setaria italica (foxtail millet) is the source of this 973-nucleotide messenger RNA. RefSeq lists its product as uncharacterized. The record is from RefSeq and is a predicted model, not a curated record. Lineage: Eukaryota; Viridiplantae; Streptophyta; Magnoliopsida; Poales; Poaceae. The transcript has 2 exons. Bases 9 to 800 code for a protein of 263 amino acids.
UCUCCACCAUGAAGUCUGACAAGGUCGUUCGGGUGCUGGAAGUCCUCAACACCAAAGACACUGCCCGAAAGGCGUACCAGCUUGUCCUCACAAAGCCGACCGAGCUGGAGGUUGCCAAGAACGUGAUUUGCCUCCUCCUCUGGUUGGAGACGAUCAUGGGCGUCGAAGUCCUCGACAAAGUCGCGGCCAUGGCCCCCGGCGACAUCUGGUUCACGCAGGUCGUCACAGAGGCGAGCGCCGUGUACAGCUACAUCCUCGACGGCUGCCCGCUGCCGGCGCCCCUCGAGGGCAUCCCGACCAUCGUGGCCCUCUGCGGCGGGGGCCCGCUGGUCGACUUUAGGUUCUUCAAGUUCCACAAGGAACUGGUCGCUCGCGGCGUCGCCGUGAUCCGGGACAGCAUCGGGGCGCUCGUAUUCGACGACAACCUGCACGCGAUGCUGCGCCGGUUCGAAGAUGAUGCCAGGCCGCUACCAGCUCCGGAGCUGAUGGUGCCGUUCGUCACCAUGAGGAGGACGCCGCCCGAGGACUCUCGGACGGCGUUCGUCGCCUUCCCAGAGUGCCCCUGCCACCGUCCGAGUUCACAAGACAUCGUGAACUACUUUGAACGGACUCUGGAAUUUGGACGCUGCAUCGAGCGCGUUGAGACGGAGCGGCCGGGCGCAGGGCAGGCGCCGAAGCACGGCAUCAUCGUGUUCAUGAGCGCGGAGCUAAGGGAUGAGGCCAUGUUCAAGGAGACUGCAGUGUUUUUUAGGGUCGAAGACCAUGACAUGUGGGUGCAGCUCUACAUGCCUCCGCUCUAAGCUCGUCGCCUCCAUUGCUGAGGCCGACCGAUCUAUAUAUGUUUGCGCCGCCGUAUGGCAUAUGAUUGAUCAGCGGUAGUCCCGUUUCCAGGAACUGAUCAGUAGUUGUUGUUCGAUAUGGUGAGUAAUCGGCUAUCGUCGUCAUCUUGUUUGGUAUAAUAAUUUCUAGUCGA